CUCCUCGCCGCAACCGCCUCGCCUGACGCCGUCUCCUCCACCAUCAUCGGAGCCACAUACUCCGCCUCCACCGCAGCCACCUACCCCACCCCUCCGCUCCCGGAACGCGUGGCCUCCACCGUCACCUCCCUCGGCCUCGCCGCCCUCCGCCUCGACGUCUCCGACCCCAACCUCGUCCGCGCCUUCCUCUACUCCAACACCUCGCUCCUCCUCACCAUCCCCAACGCCCUGGUCCCACCUCUCGCCGCCAACCGCACCAACGCCCUCCGGUGGCUCUACGCGCACGUCGUCCCCUUCUUCCCUCGCACCAAGAUCGCCGCCAUCUCCGUCGGCAACGACGUCCUCGAGUCCACGCCGGAGUUCUCCCAGUUCCUCCUCCCGGCGAUCCAGAACGUCCACCUGGCGCUCCUGGACCUCGGGAUCCGCAAGAUCGCCGUCUCCACCACCUUCUCGUUCGUCAACGUCGUCACGGCGCCGUUCCCUCCCUCCGCCGCGCAGUUCAUCGACGCGCCGCUCCAGACGGUGAUCCGGCCGCUCCUCCAGUUCCUCCGCGACACCAACUCCUCCUUCUUCGUCAACGUCUACCCUUACAACCUCUACCGCCUCCGGAGCGAGAUUCCGAUCGGGUUCCCUCUCUUUCAGGAGCACCCCUUCAGCUUCCGUGACGACAUGGCCACCGGAGUCCGGUACCGGAACCUCUUCGACAUGAUGGUCGACGCCGUCAUCUCCGCCAUGGCCGUCGCCGGACACGAGAACAUUCCUCUGAUUGUGACUGAAACGGGUUGGCCCAGCUCAAGCACCGACCCGAGGGAAGUGGAGGCGAACCCGGUUUACGCGGAGCUAUACAUCAAGGGGCUGUUGGGCCAUCUGAAGUCGGGUCGGGGCACUCCGCUCCGGAAAGAAGGGGUGGCUCAGGUGUACAUCUAUGAGCUGAUUGAUAAGCAAGUGAGGCUGGGACGCAAUUGGGGGAUUCUGUUUGCGAAUAUGACCAACAAGUACAAGAACGUUGACUAUCGCUCUCAGUCUGAUAGCGUUCUUGGAGGUUUGGGCUUCUUCAAGAUGGUGCUUAGUCAAUUCUUGAUCUUUGCUUUCCUCUUGCGUGGUAAUGCUGCUAUUUCUCUGCUCUGA
Messenger RNA from Fragaria vesca subsp. vesca, 1128 nucleotides. RefSeq names its product glucan endo-1,3-beta-glucosidase 2-like. The transcript has a single exon. Gene Ontology annotation, biological process: carbohydrate metabolic process. Gene Ontology annotation, molecular function: hydrolase activity, hydrolyzing O-glycosyl compounds. Gene Ontology annotation, cellular component: plasma membrane. The annotation marks the transcript as partial. The record is from RefSeq and is a predicted model, not a curated record. NCBI's taxonomy places the organism in Eukaryota, Viridiplantae, Streptophyta, Magnoliopsida, Rosales, Rosaceae.